GGGACAAUGCGCUGGCCGGCUGCUCGCGUGUGAUGGCGGUUGACGGGCGGGUGAAUGAAUCCUCCGGGCGGCCGAGGGAGGAGGAAGAAGGGGCCGCCGAGAUCGCCGUCUGAGGACAGCCAGAAGGUCUCUCUGCACAAGCGGAACCUGUAUUACUUCUCCUACCCGCUCAUCGCCGUCUUCACCUUCUUGCGCUUCCUCGCCUUCCACCUCUGGCUCUUCUUCGCCUAUGUCUGUCACCGCCUGGCUGAAAUGGCAUCGCGGAAGACAGUGGCGGUGGAGGAGCGGGCGUGCGAGCCGGGCAGCGAGCCCGAGCGGGUCCGCCUGUACCACAAGCAGGCCUUCGAGUACAUCUCCGCCGCACUCAGGAUCGACGAGGAUGACAAAGCAGGACAGAAGGAUAAAGCUGUUGAGUGGUACCAGAAGGGGAUUGAUGAACUGGAGAAAGGAAUUGCAGUCCAGAUCACUAAACCAGGUGAACAAUUUGAUCGAGCCAGGCGGUUGCAGGCUAAGAUGACCACAAAUCUGUUGAUGGCCAAAGACCGUCUAAAGCUCCUGGAGCAGAUGCUAGCAUGCUCGCUUGUUUCCAAGCCUGAGAGGGAGGUCUGUAGAGACAGCACAGCCCUGCCGUGCCCUAGCGCGCGGCUCCAGUCAGAAAGUGGAGCUGUUCCAAAGAAAAGGGAUCCUUUAACUCAAAGUAAUUCCCUUCCUCGUUCAAAGUACACAACAAAAAUUAGUUCACCAGGACAACUUGGCCAUCACAGGACCCAGAGCCAUGGAGGAAUAUCUAAUCUUUCAAGCACCUCACGACCGCAUGCUCAGCCCAGUACGUCUACUGCUAAGACAUUUUCUACAAAAAACACCCCUCGACCAAGCAACAAGCCGCCCACUCCUGUUUCAACUCCACGAAAGAAAAAGGAUUUGAAAAAUUUCCGAAAUGUUGACAGCAAGUUGGCAAAUCUAAUCCUGAAUGAAGUUGUGGACAGUGCACAAUCUGUCCGAUUUGAUGAUAUUGCUGGACAAGAGUUAGCUAAACAGGCUUUGCAAGAGAUUGUCAUUCUUCCAUCUCUUAGACCAGAGUUAUUUACCGGACUAAGAGCUCCUGCUCGUGGAUUGCUGCUGUUUGGGCCUCCAGGAAAUGGGAAAACCAUGCUGGCCAAAGCUGUAGCCUCUGAAUCCAAUUCAACAUUCUUUAAUAUCAGCGCAGCGACUCUGACUUCCAAAUACGUUGGAGAGGGAGAAAAAUUAGUGAGAGCGCUUUUUUCAGUAGCUCGAGAAUUGCAACCAUCAAUCAUUUUUAUUGAUGAAGUUGACAGUCUAUUAUGCGAGAGAAGAGAAGGAGAACAUGAUGCAAGUAGACGUUUAAAAACAGAGUUUUUAAUAGAAUUUGAUGGGGUGCAGUCUAGUGGAGAUGAUCGUGUUUUAGUUAUGGGAGCAACAAAUAGGCCGCAGGAACUUGAUGAUGCUGUCCUCAGGCGGUUUACAAAGAGGGUGUACGUCUCACUACCAAAUGAAAAUACACGAUUAACGCUGCUUACAAAUCUUUUGGCCAAACAUAGGAAUCCACUUUGCCAUAGAGACCUUUUGCAACUGGCAAAAAUUUCUGAUGGGUAUUCAGGGAGUGAUCUAACUGCACUGGCUAAAGAUGCUGCAUUGGGUCCAAUCCGAGAACUGAAACCAGAAGAAGUGAAGAAUAUGGCUGCUAGUGAGGUCCGAAGUAUCCAACUGUCUGAUUUUAAGGAUUCUCUAAAGAAGAUCAAACGUAGUGUGAGCCCUCAGACUCUGGAGGGGUAUCUCCGCUGGAACAGGGAAUAUGGAGAUACGGCCGCAACCUUGUGAGACUAGCAGCUUCAUUCAUUGCUGUGUGGACUUGCCAUUGUCAAAGAACAGUUACACCCACUGUCAGCCACAAAUGGCACCACCUCCUCUGGCCUUCAAUACCGCAUCCAAAGUUGUUACAUUACAGGUUUGGACAUGAAAUCAGCGGAACUAAAGCCUAUAGAAAGUAUAGCAAAAGAAUGCUCUAUGUGACGCGCCGUAUCCUUUAUAAUGCAUUUUUUUUACAGACCACUUGGUCUAUGUGACGGCUUCUUAGACACGAUGUGUGGUCGAUGAAGGUCGGGGAAGGCAAGUACUGGGGUCUGACUGCUUUAAACAAAAUACUCAUCUGUAUAUUUUGUUUCAGCUGCAAACAGUUUAUGUUCCGAGUGUACAGAGUAGAAGCACAACUGUAGAAAGAUUGGUGCCUUAAGUUUACAGUGUUUGCAUGUCCUAUUGUGUUUGGUCCUCUGAAUCUAGUCACUAAUCCAAUGUAAAUGGCAGUGACCAGAAAUGUGCAUUUAUGUCCCAUCAUUUAUCACUUCAGACAUCGGUUUUUAAUGUGCCAAAUAAAAUUCUGGUAAUGCACUCACUAAAAAAAUUCUUUAAAAGAAAAGAGUUUGGAGUGUUUAUCUGCUUUACAGAAACACGUCUUUUCCUAAUGUCAAGCAGCUGGUCUCUUGAUUUACUGAUCAGCCCAUGAAUAAAGGUUCUAAUUCUGCCUCUGCCAAUGGCUCAGUAUGGCAGGUAGAUCUGGUACAAAUGUUUAUUAAACUCUUUAACAAAUUGUACUUUUGGGGAUGUACUGAGUUUGAAACUUCAUUUAAAACUUUUGCAUAAUUCAGAAUAUUUUUCUAUUAUGUUCUAUAAUUUAUCAGUGAUUGUAUAAAAUAGCCAUUUGAGGAUCAAGUUUGGGAAUGAAUGACCUUCUUUCACAGUAAUUCAGAGGUGUACAUAUAUAAUGAGCCUUCCUUAGAACCUUCUCUUAAAACUGCUACAGCAGUUAUAUUGCUGAAUACAUUUUGUACAUAUAUCAGAGGUUUAGAGAACAUCGUAAUGGCGUUAAAGUGCUUUCUUGUUGCUAUUUAAUGGCAUUUGGUAGUAAAAUAUGACUUUGAUUUCAUGAAAGGGACUUUGUCAUUGUUCCAGGUUUCUGACAUUUCAGGCAUUUUAAAUGCUCACAUUUGAUUUUCUGGACUUUGGGACCAAGUCUCAGUCCUUCAUAAGUCUUCAGUCCUGUUGCCUAUAAAACAUACAUUUUACAUUUUGAGAGUCAAACCACAAACACUUCAAAUCAUUUUUUUUACAAAAAUGUAAUUGCAAGAAAAGCUUUUCCAUGGGACUUGGAUCUAUGCAGCCAGAUGUAUGAACAAACCAGGAGGUUCAUAGGUUUUUUUUUCCCGAAGAAGGUUUAAGAAAUGAUCUUUGUACCAGCUCUACCUCGUAUAUGCCUGUCUUAUUUUGUAGCUCCUUGUUUUCUCAGCUUGUGCAUCCAUCCUCUUUCUACCUUAGACAUCCAGGCCUGGGUGCAGUUGCAUCCUUUCUGAGACACCCAAAUAUAGGAGUGGAAAUUCCACGUGAGUUUAGAUUUACUUUAUUAUCUGAGCAUUUCAGGAUGUCCAGAUUCAGGCAAAUUCUUAAUUGCAAUCUUAAUUUUGAAGCCGGUUUUCUAUGAAGUUCUUUAAGAAAACCCAAAAAUUCUAAAUGCUCUGAAAUGGUAAGAAAAGAGUAAAUUCCCAAACUCUUAGUAAGAAUAAAUCUGGAUCCAGGUGGAAUUGUUCCCUUGCAGUGUGUGCUUACCCACUAGAAGUCUCUGUGCUGUUCCACCGCAUGGCUUGUGAAAUAUUAUGGUGCUGUUGAGACUGACCACAGUGAUUGAAUGAAUGGUGUCCUGGAAUUCAGAGAACACUGAAAUAUUAAUUAACCUGGUUAAUAGUUGUACCUUCACAAUUAGUUUAAUCUGUGCUUUUAAAAUAUUAAGGCACACUUCAGUGCAACUUUCUAAUGAUACUUUUAAUUUUUUUUACUGCGUCACAAAAAUCUCAGCCAUUUUUCCCCCAAUAACCGUGAAGCUUAACCAGCAAAAAGCAAUUAAGUGAAUUUGUGGAUUCUUUCUAACUUUUGAUAAAUUUUGAUUAGAUUUUAACAACAUUUGUAAAUUGGUGAAUUGAUUUGAUGUGAAUAGAGCGUUUAGACAUGGCUUACUGAAGUGCAUGGCAUUCAGGGGAAGCAGUUUUUUUGGAUUACUUUAAUGCUGUAUAUUUCUAAACGCCUGGUACCCCUAAAACUUGGUUUAGAAAAUAUACAGUUCAUGUAUCAGUAAGUACUGUAUUGUACUUUUUGCCGCCUCCCUUUUUUCUUGUUUUUGUAUCAAUGUGCAUGGAUACGUUCUUGGUUCCUUUCUGUUUUAAAUGUCUAAUAUAUUGAUGAAUAAAAGUUUUAAUUUGAA
Molecule: messenger RNA, 4267 nt
Organism: Callorhinchus milii (elephant shark)
Lineage: Eukaryota; Metazoa; Chordata; Chondrichthyes; Chimaeriformes; Callorhinchidae
Gene: spast
Product: spastin
Exons: 17
Coding region: 55-1839 (594 amino acids)
Cellular component (GO): microtubule cytoskeleton
Molecular function (GO): ATP hydrolysis activity; microtubule severing ATPase activity; ATP binding
Source: RefSeq, a predicted model, not a curated record